Molecule: messenger RNA, 2577 nt
Organism: Astyanax mexicanus (Mexican tetra)
Lineage: Eukaryota; Metazoa; Chordata; Actinopteri; Characiformes; Acestrorhamphidae
Gene: dtl
Product: denticleless E3 ubiquitin protein ligase homolog (Drosophila)
Exons: 15
Coding region: 113-2131 (672 amino acids)
Biological process (GO): proteasome-mediated ubiquitin-dependent protein catabolic process; mitotic G2 DNA damage checkpoint signaling
Cellular component (GO): nucleus
Molecular function (GO): protein-macromolecule adaptor activity; protein binding
Source: RefSeq, a predicted model, not a curated record
UUCUCUGGCUUUGUGCUUCAGUUCGCGGGAAGCGGUGGGCAGCGGGAUCUCAGUAGUUUUUAGGUUAAGAUUGGAAAAAUAAGCUUUAAAGUGUGAAGAUCUUUAUAUCACUAUGCUGUUUCAGUGCGUGGUUGACCGGGGAGUGACCAGGAGGAGAAAAGUUAACAGACAAGAAUAUCCAGUAUCGUCUCUGCUGGAGUGUUAUCAGUGCACUCGUCAUGAUGAACACAUCUCAUACGGAAACACUGCAGUUGCUGUUCCUCCAUUUGGAUGUUCAUUUUCCACAGCUCCUGGACAGCACAACACUCUGGCAGUUGCGAAUGAGGAGGGUGUUGUGGCCAUCUAUAAAACUGCUGAGAAACAAAGCUCAGUCCUAAAGGAAUGGCCUGCACAUGAUAAUGCUGUGUUUGAUAUUGCCUGGGUCCCUGGAGCGAACAGCUUGGUGACUGCAUCCGGGGAUCAGACAGCACGUUUGUGGGACGUGCUUGCAGAGGAGCUUCUAGGCAGCUUUAAGGGUCACCAGUGCAGCCUGAAGUCUGUGUCUUUCCCGAAACAAGAGAAAGCUGUAUUCUGCACAGGAGGCAGGGACGGUAACAUCAUGGUGUGGGAUACAAGGUGUAGUAAAAAAGAUGGUUUCUACAGGCAGGUGAAGCAGAUCAGUGGAGCUCACAUGAAGACAGCAGGAAACACACCCCAGAACAAGAAGAAACGUUCUUCAUGCAGAGGAAUGGCUCCUUCUGUGGACUCUCAGAGGGGUGUGACUGUAGUUCUUUUUCGUGAUGAAAACACGCUCAUCUCUUCAGGAGCUGUAGACGGGAUGAUUAAAAUGUGGGAUUUGCGUAAAAACUACACUGCUUAUCACCAGAACCCCAUUCCUCUGCAGACGUAUAAAUACCCCGGCUCCAGCACCCGCAAAUUAGGUUAUUCAGGCCUAACGUUGGACUCCACAGGCUCCAGGCUGUUCUGCAACUGCACAGAUGACAAUGUGUACAUGUUUGACAUUAGUGGACUGAAAACAACACCAGUGGCUGUGUUCAGCGGUCAUCGUAACUCCUCUUUCUACGUGAAGUCCAGCCUCAGUCCAGAUGAUCAGUUCCUGGCCAGCGGCUCCACCGACUGCAGUGCCUACAUCUGGAAGAUCUCUGAACCAGCAAAAGCUCCAGUAAUGCUGCAGGGACAUAGCCAGGAGGUGACCUCAGUCACGUGGUGUCCCACUGAUUUCACAAAGCUUGUUACCUGCUCAGAUGACAACACAGUCCGAAUAUGGCGUCUUAACCGAGGUGCCGAAGGAGAAAAGUCUUCUGUUGGAGAAGCUAAUCUUGUAGGCUGGGCACGACGCAAAGUUCAGACACCUUCUAAGCCAUCAGGCCAUUUUACUCAUGUGGAGCUCACCCCUGCCCGGGUCUCUAGCAUGAUCCGUGUGAAUGGUUUGGCUUCUCCUCAGCCUGGAUCCUGUCCCUCCAGCGAUGCUGAUUUGCCUCCAGCGUCCAGCAGCUCCGAACCCAAACACAGCCCUGCACACCCCAAAACCCCUAAAACCCCCCGGACCCCAUCCUCAAUCCGGCAGUGGGUCUCCCGUACGCCUGGUUCUCACUGUAACCACACCACGCCUCCUCUCCGGAAGGUUCUAAGCCCGUGUCCACAGAGUCCUGAGCGUGUUUCUCCAUCUGAGCGGAAGGCCAAGCGGCGUCUGGAGACGGGCGACAGCUCUCUAAGUCACCAUGAUAACAGCGACGGAGUGGCCGAGCUUUGGCCGGAAGCCAAAAGGAGCCGGGUGUCAAAAGGAACUUUUGACAAUGAAGCAAAGGAGGAAGAGGGUAAAUCUGAGAUUUCUGAGACAAAGAACAAGCCGCUAACAUUACAAGUACAAGCAGAUAAAGAGAACAGCUCACCAUCCAAACCUGACUGGCUCUCCGCGAUGAGCCACAGACUUAAACAAGCUCAGAAAGGACCGCUUUUAUCCAAAAGCCCAAAUGGGGGCAAGAGACUCGAUUCCAGGACACAGUGUGCUUCUGCUUUAGGUUCUCCACAUUCUAUGAGGAAGAUCUCUUCUCCACAACCUCAGAAAACUUCUUCUCCACGUUCUAUGAAAAAGAUCUCUUCAUACUUUCAGAAAACACCACAAAAAUGAUCUCCUUCUGCAAGGAAAAUUUCCAGCCUUUUUCCAGACUUUUAAUUACCAUCACUAUCUUUCUGAAACAGCAGAGAUGAAAAUACAGUUUAGUUUGUUUAAAGAUGCGUUUUUUAAGAGAAACAUGCUCCACUGCAUGUGUUGUAUAUUUUAGCCUCUCUUUAAAUCUGAGGUGUAUUUUCAUGUAAAUAGACAAAUUAUCUUAUUAUUAAAUGACUGUACUUUUAGCUGUACAGCUUCACAGAAAAGAAUGUUGUUUUCAGUUCUAACUGUAUGUUCACUAAUGUUUAAUGCAAGUGUGUUAAGUGUGUGAAACACAGAAUUCUGCUAUUGCUUUUGUAUAUGUACAUAAAACUGUCCUGUUUAUUUUUAUUCUUAUUUUUUAUUCCUGUUGGCUGCUAUUUUCUUAACUGGUGUUGAAUUAAAUGAAGACACAGGGUCUGAAA